AAAACUUGACAGAAUAGAGCCAAGCCCACAGUGCUUUUGCCAGAUUAAAUAUUAAGGGUCCACAUUAGCUUCGGUUACGAGGAGCGGUGGCCCAUUGGCUGGCUGAGGAAUUGAAGGGGUAUUUUGGGUAACUAGAAAGUUGUGUUGCUCCUGAUGCCGCUUUACGAUAGGGAUAGCGGAGCUAGAGAGUCGAAAAUCGGUGUGGGCGCCUGUGGCAGCAGUAGUUGGAGAAGAGAGAAGAGUCCAGAGUCACUGCUGGGAAACAGAAGAUGCCUUGCCUCAACCUUUCAACCAACGUGAACCUGGAUAACGUUGACACCUCCGCCAUCCUCUCUGAAGCCACCUCUACGGUUGCCAAACUCAUCGGCAAACCUGAGGCCUAUGUGAUGAUUGUGUUGAAGGGUUCAGUGCCCAUGUCAUUUGGUGGUACUGAGCAGCCUGCUGCCUAUGGCGAGUUGGUAUCCAUUGGUGGCCUUAAUCCAGAUGUGAACAAGAAAUUAAGUGCUGCAAUUGCUGCAAUACUUGAAACCAAACUGCAAGUGCCUAAGUCACGGUUCUUCCUCAAAUUCUAUGAUACUAAGGCACAUCAAAGCCAAGAAUAUGCACAGUGUUUGCAUGCUUUACACCAGCACUAGAUAAUGGUUCCAACUUUGGAUGGAAUGGAUCCACUUUCUGAGUCUGGCAUGUAAUGAAUUUCUGAAAAAAUUGAUAUUGUCCGUUCUGAAUGCUCUAUUUCUAUGGUGAAUUAGUGUAGAAAAUAUUUGGUAAAGCUUGGCAUGGUAUCAUGUUUAUCUCUGUGUUUUCUUAGGAACAUGAUAUGCAGACGUUAAUGCAUAAUAAUUUGGCAUGGAACUUUAUGUUAUCUUGGCAGUAGCCUAUAUUAAAUUAUGGCACAUAAUUCAGUCUA
Durio zibethinus is the source of this 907-nucleotide messenger RNA. RefSeq lists its product as uncharacterized. The record is from RefSeq and is a predicted model, not a curated record. Gene Ontology annotation, molecular function: phenylpyruvate tautomerase activity. NCBI's taxonomy places the organism in Eukaryota, Viridiplantae, Streptophyta, Magnoliopsida, Malvales, Malvaceae.